GGAUUUAACUUGCUAUACAGGCGUUAUAAUUAUACCCUGUUUAUACACGAGCUGAACUUUUUUUAUAAGAUUUGCUUUUACAUAUUAUUUGUACAGGAUGUCCCCGGAUGGUUUAAUAUUGUAUUUAUCGAAAAAUAAACGUAAACGGAAAACACGAAAGCUAUUGAAAUCGUCAGAUAUAGACGAUUUAAAGUUAACAGUAGAGGUUUAAUAUUCGAUCAUAUUAUGGAGAGAUUUUUUUUCAAACCGUUUUACAAUUUACACUGAUUUAUGAAUGGAUAUUUACAGUGCUAUGAACACUUGAAAAUACGGGGAGACACGAGCUGUUAUAUAACCUCCCGAGUUCGGCUGAUUUUAAUAUAUACGAGGUGCUGUCAACUAUAUAUGGUUUAAGUAAUGCAAGAACAAGUGGGCUCGAACAUUGGAUCAGCAUGAAACGGGUACAGAGGAUUGGCAGGACGGUGGUCCUUGUAGCGCUCCCGAUGAUCAUCAUCUUCACCUUGAUCAACAUGUAUCUAUUCACGUUCUUCCAACAUGGCCAUUCGGAGACGAUGGUCAUUCUCAACGAAAAAGUGUACAACAAAAAUAGUGACUCUAGUUCAAAGAAAAUACCUUCACUUCGUGAUAAAUACAGCGGGAGAGAUGAAUCCGCGAAUAUUAAUCAAGUAGAUGACGCGGAACAAGAACUAAGAAAAAAAUCUGGAAACGGAGACACGCAAUCACGUGACAAUAAAGAUGCUGAGUCAUUGAAAUAUGACGUAGUCAAAAUGGAGGAUGAAUCUAUAGAUAGAAUGAUUGAGAAAUUUAAAAUGGCCAAUGACAAGUAUUUUAUCCCAAACUAUUUUUGGAACAGCAGCCUUUAUGAUUUAACAAGACGCUUCGGUGCUACUGCAAGACGAAAUGCUAAAACUUUAUCUGGUUAUAACCGUUUAAAAAAGUAAGUUAAAUUUUUUGUAAGAACCCAUUUUAUAUU
Molecule: messenger RNA, 973 nt
Organism: Ruditapes philippinarum (Manila clam)
Lineage: Eukaryota; Metazoa; Mollusca; Bivalvia; Venerida; Veneridae
Exons: 2
Coding region: 432-941 (169 amino acids)
Source: RefSeq, a predicted model, not a curated record